This is a messenger RNA of Drosophila sulfurigaster albostrigata, 5110 nucleotides long. It is a transcript of the gene SK, whose product is annotated as small conductance calcium-activated potassium channel protein. Gene Ontology annotation, molecular function: small conductance calcium-activated potassium channel activity; calmodulin binding. The coding region runs from base 996 to 4040 and encodes 1014 amino acids. The record is from RefSeq and is a predicted model, not a curated record. Gene Ontology annotation, cellular component: plasma membrane; neuron projection; neuronal cell body. Gene Ontology annotation, biological process: potassium ion transmembrane transport. Lineage: Eukaryota; Metazoa; Arthropoda; Insecta; Diptera; Drosophilidae. The transcript is spliced from 15 exons.
GUCAGUAUCGCACAAACAACACUAACGGAAACAUCACAAAAGCACCGUGCAAAGCCCGGACGGACGGACAGACGGACGGCAAUUCCUGUCUCUGCGUUCGAGUGUGCGUGCGAGUGUGUGUGUGUGUGUGCGAGUGUGUGUGUGCCAGUGUGUGUGUGUGGAGCGCAGUCAAUGCGCUUCUGUUGUGUUGCUGCUGUCAAAACCCGCGCGGCAGCAACAUCAACAUCCAUCACACCGCCAGCCGCAGCAACAGCAACAGCCAACAGCCAACAGCAGCCAAAAGCAGCACAAACAAUAAUUUGAAAACACACACAUAAAACAUAAAACGUAAAACUGCAAAACUGUUUAACAAUCAGAAAGAGAAACAUUACACAAAAAGCCAGCAACAUUUACAACUUCGUGUUGUUGUCGUCGUCUUGUAUCGUCGUCAUCGUCAUCGUCGUUGUCGUCGUCGUCUAUGUCGCUGUCGUCUGUCGCGUCGCAACGCAUCGCAACGCAACGCAUCGCUAGUUAUAGAUGCACUCCACACAUAUCUAUAACAAAUCUAUAAUUUUUUUUCUUGUUUUGAACAAAAGUCAGUGCAAAAAGUGCAAAAGAAAUGUGCAAGUAACUACAGCAACAGCAACAACAGCAGCAACAUCGGCAGCAGCAGCAGCAACAUAACGAAAUUGCAGUAGAUAUAUCACAUAUAUAUAUAUAUAUAUCUGUCUGUAUAUAGCAUAUUGUAUGUGCUGCUUACACAUGCUCUUGCUUCAAUGGCAAUAUGCACGAGCAGCAGCGACAACAGCAACAUCUACAUCAGCAGCAGCAACAUUUGUGACACCCGCGUGCCAAAUAUUGCCGAUUUUGACAAGCAGACGACAGCAGCAAUUGCUACUUACUGAACGAGGCACAACAACAGCAACAGCAACAGCAACAACGAUUGCAGCAACAGCAGCAACAUCUACAGCAGCAACCACAACGAAUCUUGCAAGCAGACGCCGCAAACUAACAAAAUGUCAAUUCAAAAGUUAAACGAUAACGCGAACUCGGGCUAUGUUAGCUCCGAGGAGACGGACUCGCUGCUAGUGUCGAGCACGACCAAGGGGAGCGGCGGGGGUCGUAGUGCGCUAUUGCGUCAGGUGAAGAGCAGCAACAGCAACAGUGCGGCAAACGGACCAACAACAGCAACCACUGCAGCGGCAGCAGCAGCAGCAGCGGCGGCAGCAAACAAUUCAAUGGCUUCCACGUCGGGAGGGAAACCGACAUUGAUGCGUCAAGAUCGCACUUCCACAUAUCUAACGAGUCCGCAGCAAUCGCAGUCACAACAGAUGCGCAUGGGCUCCGAGGAGAGUAUGCGAGGUGGAGUUGGAGGAGGGAUGGGAAUGGGAGGAGGAGGAGGUGGAGGAGGAGGAAUGGGAAUGGGGCACGAUGAGGAUAUUGAGCAGGGACUGCGUGCAGCCAUAGUGCCUGAUAUCGAAGUACACGAAGAGGACCAAGAACUAACACAAAACACAUCAACGACCACAACAAUAUCAGCAUCGGCCAGCGUGGCUGGCAAUGCUGCAACGACCAAGUUGCAACAACAACCAUCGGUUGACAGCCAAUCGAAACAGCAACAGCAACAACAACAACCGACCAUAUCAAUUAUGAAUUUAAGCCCAAGCGGUCAUGGCUCAAGUCAUCCCAAUUUGGGCACAUCAUCAUAUCAGAAUCUAUCGUCGAGCAUACCGCCAAGUGCGCCGAGUCGAUGUCGCGCCUGUCGCAACUGCAGUCGACGUGCCUCAACGACACCGAUCUCCACAACGAUGGCCACAACGAUGACAAUGUUGGGUGGCCAGCAGAUCGAUCGUUCGGCGUCGCGGGACAGCGUUAAAAGUGCCUUCCAACAGGGUAACCUGACCAGCUCGAUGGCCAUUUGCAUAUCAAACUCGGCCCUCCAGCAACAGCAGCAGCAACAGCAGCAACAAUUGCAAUUGCAGUUGCAACAUCAGCAACAGUUGCAGCUGCAUCAUCAUCAGCAACAACAACAACAACAGCAACAGCAGCAAGUGCCGCCGGUGCUCAUCACGUCAUCGCCGACAAAUGGGUCGAGAAUAAUCCGGCAGAGCUCGCAACCGGAGUCGAGCACCACGGCCAUCUGUUGUGGGUCGCAUAGCUCAUGUGGACACUCCCACACGGUGCCGAAUGUGUCGCUGAAGCAGCUGCGCGAAAGCACCACAGAUGGCAUUGCUGGCAUUGCCGCCGAUUCCCUAAGGAUCAAUGGUGGCAUGCGUCCAUUUAAACAGGGCGUUCUUCUAAUGCCUCGCACAUUGUCCGAAAGCCGAAAAUUGCGACUUAGAAGGGCCUUCACAGAGGCCACUAACGAAACGCUUCAAUGCUCCAAAAUGCUCCGCAAGCCAGCGUCGACACUUUCAAUUCCUGGCUCGAUGAAAACACCUUCCAUUGCGAACCGGGAACAGAUCUCAUCUGGAUGCAACGAAGAAGCGGCCGAGGCUUUAGUGGGUAUCCACUCAGACUACCCUAGGUAUGAAAUGUAUAUGGAAGAACGUGCGCUUACUGGCGGCAAUACGUCCAGGAAGCCAUCGACAAACUCGGCCAAACACAAACCCAAUGUGGGCUAUCGCCUGGGCAAGAGAAAAGCUUUAUUCGAGAAGCGCAAACGCAUUAGCGACUACGCCCUCGUCAUGGGUAUGUUCGGGAUCAUCGUGAUGGUCAUUGAAAACGAACUGAGCAGUGCCGGCGUCUACACAAAGGCAUCGUUUUACUCGACAGCGUUAAAAACCUUAAUAUCUGUUUCGACUGUGAUUCUUUUAGGACUUAUAGUAGCUUACCAUGCUUUGGAAGUGCAGGUGAGAUUAUUCAUGAUAGAUAACUGCGCCGACGAUUGGAGGAUCGCAAUGACAUGGCAACGAAUUAGUCAAAUAGGGUUAGAACUUUUUAUAUGCGCUAUACAUCCAAUUCCUGGCGAAUACUAUUUCCAGUGGACGACGAAAUUGGCCAAUAAGAACAAAACAAUUGGCACCGAAAUGGUGCCAUACGACGUAGCUUUAUCACUACCUAUGUUCCUUCGAUUAUAUUUAAUCUGCCGCGUUAUGCUGCUUCAUUCAAAGCUAUUCACAGACGCAUCAUCACGGAGCAUCGGCGCUCUCAAUAGGAUUAAUUUUAACACAAGAUUCGUUUUAAAAACACUAAUGACAAUAUGCCCGGGAACGGUUCUAUUGGUCUUUAUGGUCUCGCUGUGGAUAAUUGCCUCGUGGACCUUGCGGCAAUGCGAAAGAUUUCAUGAUGAAGAGCAUGCGAAUCUUUUGAAUGCAAUGUGGCUGAUAGCGAUAACAUUUUUGAGUGUUGGUUUCGGUGAUAUUGUUCCGAAUACGUACUGUGGACGUGGUAUCGCUGUCAGUACAGGAAUAAUGGGCGCUGGCUGCACGGCGCUGCUCGUCGCCGUCGUCUCACGAAAACUGGAGCUGACUCGUGCCGAGAAGCAUGUGCACAACUUCAUGAUGGACACGCAGUUAACCAAAAGGCUGAAAAAUGCUGCGGCGAAUGUUCUUCGUGAAACUUGGCUCAUUUACAAACAUACAAGACUAGUAAAACGGGUUAAUCCCGGCCGUGUAAGAACCCACCAAAGAAAGUUCCUUCUAGCUAUAUAUGCGUUGCGAAAAGUUAAAAUGGAUCAACGCAAACUAAUGGAUAACGCCAACACAAUAACCGAUAUGGCCAAGACACAAAAUACGGUCUAUGAGAUAAUAUCGGACAUGUCGAGUCGACAGGAUGCCAUCGAAGAGCGUCUCACGAAUCUAGAGGACAAGAUGCAGAGCCUGCAAGAGCACAUGGAGAGCCUUCCCGAUCUAUUGUCGCGCUGUCUGACGCAGCAUCAGGAGCGCAUCGAGCAACGUCGCAACUUUCUACACCCGGACACAGCGGCGACUGCGGCAAUACAGCAGCCCAUUCAGCAGACGACGCCGCAAUCCAUGUUCAACACAGCGCCCAUGCUGUUCCCACAUUCUAGUAAGUUCAUCAAUGAUUCGGAAAAUUCUAUAGUCGAAAUAUACCCAUGAAAUUAAAUGAAAUUAUAAACGAGUAUAAAAGCGUAAGUCAAGUGGAAGAAGUUAAAAAGAAAACCAAAAAAAAGAAAAUACAAAAAAAAAACAAAACGAAACAAAACAAAAAAGGAACCCUUAAAAAUGUAUACCUAUUUAUAAUAUUGAAUAUUUAAAUUGAAAUUCAAAUGAACGUUCAAGACUGCUGUCAAAAUAGCUUUAUCACAAUAAAAAAACACACACAUACAUACAUGAAAACGAACACUGUGGACAAGAAACACGUAAAAACACAAACCACAAACAAAAGAAAACAAAAAAUAAGAUGAUAUUAUAAUGAGAAUGAGAAUGAAAAUGAAAAUACGAAAGAAAUACGAAAUACGCCCAGCUUUAAUAUUAUGUACUAUAAUGCAUAUUUGGGUUUCAACACUCCAUGAAAAAUCUUCAACAACAAAAACAACAACAACAAGAACAAGAACUACAACAAAAAACCAUUAAAAUUCUCCCGUUUGAACUGGUUUCCUAACACACAAUACCUUGAUACAAAAACCAAAACAAAAAAAUACAAACGAAAACAAAAAAAAUGAAAAUCGAAAAAUGAGAAAAAUGAAAAUGAAAACCAAAAACUUUGAUAUGAGGGACCGAAAAUUCAAGACAGGUCUAUAUUAUACACACAAAACGCAAGAUAUGCAAACCAAAACCAAAAACAAAGAAAACAAACAAAAAACAAAAAUGAGAAAAUAAAUCCUUUUUAGCUGGUGAACAAUAUUUAUGUACUACAAACGACAUUGCAUACAACAACAAAAAAAAAACUUAUCCAACUAUGCCAACUGAAUACUGAACCGAAUCGCACAAUUAUUUAUGCUAUGGAGCCCACGGUGGCACAGUGGGCACAGGCCAGCUGAAAAACGAAAUCAAAGCAGAAAGCAAAUUCAAAAUCUUCAAUAGCAAACACAUAGGUUAAAGCUGCACAACUCGACUCGACUAGCGUAUACCCUGUAACCGAUGGCAAAAAGAGUGAGACAAAAAAAAAAACACAAACAAGAUUUGUAGCCACCGUAGAAAGCAUAUCCUUAUUAAAAAAACAAAAA